Messenger RNA from Sesamum indicum (sesame), 2376 nucleotides. RefSeq names its product AP2-like ethylene-responsive transcription factor TOE3. The record is from RefSeq and is a predicted model, not a curated record. NCBI's taxonomy places the organism in Eukaryota, Viridiplantae, Streptophyta, Magnoliopsida, Lamiales, Pedaliaceae. Gene Ontology annotation, biological process: regulation of DNA-templated transcription. Gene Ontology annotation, molecular function: DNA binding; DNA-binding transcription factor activity.
AGAGUUUUAGAAAACCAUCUCUCAAAGUAUUUAUGACUUGAUUGAACAUAGCAGCAAAAAAGGGCUUCUCCAUCUUUCCCCCCUCCCCCCUCUCUCUCUACUCCUUAGACCCCUUCUCUUUAUAUUAUAUGAUGAUACUUAGUCCAUUUCCUUGAAACCCCCCAAGAGAGAGAGAGAAAGAGAGAGAGAGAGAGAGAGAGAGAGAUUCUGCUUUCGGCCAAACCUUGAAAACUGGCCUCGUCUAUGCAGUAUUGGGCAGCUUGCUAGGGAAGAAGGGUAUUAUGUAGACAAGAGAGAUCUAAGUCCAACAGUUGGGAGUGGGAAUUUAUUACAACAUCUUUUUUUUUUUUUUUUGGUGCAAGAACAAGCUCUUUUUUUUUGGCAACUCUAUGGUCCUAGGUUCUUUAUGUUCUGUACAUACAGUUUAAUGGUUGAAGCAUUGUUAUUGUUUUUCUCAAGUAUAUAAGCACCUCAAGGGAAUGGAAUAUCUAUAAUUUUCUCUACUAUUCGUAGAGAGAGAGAGAGAAGAGAGAGAGGAGAUAGAGAGAGAGAGUUUCUGGUUCUUGAUGAGACACUGCUGAUCAGAAUUCAGAGAGAGAUAAGGGAAGCAGAAAAACCCCCAUCAUAUCUCUCUGCUGUUGUACUUGUACCCGUUUGCUGUUUCGGGUUGCUGGGCUUCAAUUUCUGUGGUUCAAGAAAUGUGGGAUCUCAACGAUUCGCCGGAUCAAAGAAGGGAUGAUGAAUCUGAGGGGGGCUCUGAUGAAAAGGGCAAGCGGGUCGGAUCCGUUUCUAAUUCAAGCUCGUCGGCAGUGGUGGUGGAGGAGGGGUCGGAAGAAGAAGACACGGAGAGAGCAGGUGGGAAGAAGAGGAGCAGCAAGAUAUUCGGGUUUUCUGUGUCACACGACUACAACAACGACGACGAUGCCGGCCCCUGCUCGUCGCCGGUGACCCGGCAGUUCUUUCCGGUGGAUGAGUCGGAAAUGGCGGGACCACCCAAUUUCCCCAGGGCCCACUGGGUCGGAGUUAAAUUCUGCCAGUCGGAGCCCCACGGCGGAGGUGGAGGCAGCUCCACCUUUGGGAAGGCAGCGGCGGAGUUGGCGCAGCCUCUCAAGAAGAGCCGCCGGGGCCCCAGGUCCCGCAGCUCCCAGUAUCGCGGCGUCACGUUUUACCGGAGAACAGGCCGUUGGGAGUCGCAUAUAUGGGACUGCGGAAAGCAAGUUUAUCUAGGUGGAUUCGACACAGCACACGCCGCAGCCAGAGCAUACGAUAGAGCAGCCAUUAAAUUCCGAGGCGUUGAAGCAGACAUAAACUUCAGCUUAGAGGAAUACGAAGAGGACUUAAAACAGAUGAGCAAUCUAACAAAGGAGGAAUUUGUGCAUGUACUUCGGAGACAAAGUACGGGGUUUCCAAGAGGGAGUUCCAAGUAUAGAGGUGUUACUUUGCACAAAUGUGGUAGAUGGGAAGCCAGAAUGGGCCAGUUCUUAGGCAAAAAGUAUGUUUAUUUGGGUCUCUUUGAUACUGAAAUUGAAGCUGCCAGGGCUUAUGACAAAGCCGCCAUAAAAUGUAAUGGAAAGGAAGCUGUUACCAAUUUUGAACCCAGCAUUUAUGAAGAUGAACUAAAAGCAGCAGAGUCUUCCAACAACGCAGCAAUAGACCACAAUCUAGACCUAAGUUUGGGAAAUUCAUCAGCUUCCCAACAAGGUGGCCGAGGGUUUAGAGAGCACCACCAACCUUUGUCCACGAUGCAAUUUGAAGUCGAUUGGAGACGCAACGCCAACGGAUUUAGACCGGAGAGAAAUAAUCGAGACGGAUACGAGACAGAAACCUUGCAGCUCCUAAGCCAAACACACCUUCAUUCUCCCGGCAGCUCGUUAAAGGUCAAUAACGAAGCAGCGCAGAGAUUCGGCCCCCCCGUGAGGAAAACAAAUGAACCCCACAUGCUCCCGAUGUUCCACAACAGACCAUUCCCCCCAGCACAAAGUUACCAUUUUCCUGGAGGAGGGAGCGUUAACGUUAACGUUAACGAUGGGGGGAGGAACGUGGCCAUCGGAGGAGGAGAUCAGGUUUCUGUUUGUGUUUCUCGAAAUGAACAGCAAUGGCAAAUGAAUCAAGCUCAGUUGUUUGCUACUGCUGCAGCAUCAUCAGGAUUCCCGCAGGCUCAGGCACUUAGACCCCAGAACUGGCUCCAGAAAAAUGGGAUCCACCCACUUAUCAGACCCUCCUAAUCCUAAUCCUAAUCCUAAUCCAUUCACUUGUUUUCUGCUGUCCCAUUUCUUACAACUCAGUUCUAAUUAAUAUUCAGCCUUCAAAGAAUCAAAAAUAUGUCCAAUUAGAUCUUUUCUCUAGGUCUGUAAACAUUCAUGCUUUCACCUUCUC